This is a messenger RNA of Fomitopsis serialis, 642 nucleotides long. RefSeq lists its product as uncharacterized. The transcript is spliced from 5 exons. NCBI's taxonomy places the organism in Eukaryota, Fungi, Basidiomycota, Agaricomycetes, Polyporales, Fomitopsidaceae. The annotation marks the transcript as partial. The record is from RefSeq and is a predicted model, not a curated record.
ACUAUACGCAUGGGUUGCCGAUGCAGAGCUCAGCACAAUCGCUUGGCAACGUAGCCUGGAAUGCUUUCAUCGCGGCUACCUGCACCAACGACACGAUCCGCGGUCAGAUUCUUGAUGCGGUCUGGAAUUAUGCGUCGUUCAACGGGACAUCGCUUCCGUUCGGCGCAGUGUACAAUGUCGAAUCUGGUGCCUACGUGGAUGGAACGUUGAGCCCCGCGUUAGGAGGCCUCUUCGCCCCGUUCUUGCGCAGCAAUACUAUCACUGGCUCCCCAUCUCCCACUCAGUCUGCAAGCUCCACGAAUCGCGGUAGCAAGGUCGACGUCGGCGCCAUAGCGGGCGGCGUCGUCGGGGGCGUCAUCGGCUUACUUGUGCUCGUCGGGCUUGUACUAUUGCUAUUCCGACACCGUCGGAACCAGAAGAACGUCGCCCUCCUCGACACUUCUGGUACGAGGACAGAGCCAACGCCCUUCGAGUCUGCGCCUGCUUUUUCGGCCCAGGCUCCGGGUGUCAUACUCACGGAAAAGCGGCGGCGGGAACUCGAGUCGCCGAGGGAAGGAGCGCCUCUGUUGCCUUCAACCGGCUCGUUUUCCGCCAUGGGCGACGAGCCUCCGUCUGGUAGCGCCACGGUUCCCUCUACGACGA